AUGGCUGUACGUGCGACCGACUAUAACGCCUAUGAGGUAACGUAUGCAGCCUCUGGUCUGUGACUUGAAUCGACACAGCAGAUGAUAUGACGUUCAGAAAGUUACGUCGCACUGAUAUGCUGCCAAUAGGCGCUUCGUAGGUGAAAAUAUUUUGUCCGUGAGUGAUCAGUGAAUGCAUGAAAGAAUGAAUAUGAAUAUGCUUGUUCUUAAUUCUGAUCGCUUGUGGCUUUCUGAUGAUUAUGCUGGUUCAUUACACGUGAAUGUAUCUAUUGCGUGGUGUAAUAAUCACAUUGAAUUGAAAAACACAAGGAAGUGGCUGGGGGCGAUGUGCUGUGUCAGAUCUGUCACAGGAAAGACUAAAUCAUAAGAAAUAAUGAAAGUUGUUGUCACGUUAAAAUUCGAUCUGUGCGCGCUAUCGACAAAGACUAUUUGAGCGCACAAGAUUUCUCAUUCAUGAACCUAUGUUAGUGUUUAAACAUUAACUUUUAUUUAUGCCUGUCGAAUCGUGUGCCUGAGAUAUUAGUUAAUGGCUUUGAGCAUUUAUUAAAGCACUAAAGCCGAUACAACUAAGGAUGUAACAUGAGAAAACUACGUUGCUCACGCACUAGAUAGAUUUUUGGGCAACGGCUCUGGGAUUUUGAAUAUAACAGGUUUCGAGGCCUACAAAAGACCUGUAUUAGGGUACAUGGACUCGUGCAUAAGUUGUCUAACGUUUUCAAUUUGAAAAUGAUAAGUAAAAAUUCGUAGAUCCUCUUAACAAAAAAAUCCAGAGCUUUUUCUCAAAACGGAGACUUUUGGCACUUUUUGGGUAUUCGCAAUGUUUCCGAUUUUUCUCAAUGAAGAAAGGGUUUGUCGAUGCUAAAAAGGUGAUAUUCGUAACCAGUGUCGUCUGGCGAUUCAGAAUAUGUAUAAUAUAUCCAAAAAUAAAUUUCACUUUAAGUUUGCAUUACGUACAUCUUACUAAAGUCAUAUUUUUCGAAAAAACCGUCUAUUGCAGUUUUCUUAACCCGAACAAUAGAAUAAACAUUGUCACAGUAAUCAGCGCGUUCGAUAGCCCAUGUACCAUGGGUUUUUGAGGUUCCUAGAGCUCAGCGUUGGCCGAUAGGUACGUCCUCGGAGAUUCCCUGUAGUAUCCGAACCAUGGUAGAUGGAAGUGUGGGACUUGCGCCACGUUGUAGAGCGACAUCUUCUCUAUACUGGCAUGCAUUUAAUGCAAUAAUUCUCUAUGUGUAUUUCUGGAAUGACAGGUUCGGACUUUUUUACUUCGAAAAGUGCACCGUGGUAGCCCUAUCCGAGAAGACUCCUUUUGCCAUAGGAUUAUGCCCUCGGUCGUGCUCUUUCAUAAUCUGAAAAUCGCUGCUCUCUAGCUCAUUCCGUUCUUAUUAUUAGUUAUUCGAAAAAAUAUCCGAGUCCACUAAAUUUUUGGACGGACAAUAGUAUUAACGUUAAUAGUAAGUUCAUAUUUAUAGUUCAUUAGUGAUAAAUAGAUAAUGAUUCAUCAUCAGCUGACUUUGAAGGCUCUGUAUAUGUGUGUGGAUGAACGAUAUCAUCCCUAUCAUUAAUCAUUUAAAGAAAACUAGACAAUAUAGAGUAAUAUGUUAUCAUAAUACAAAAAAAGUAAAUCUUUUGUUUCUUUACAAGCAAUUUCUUGAUGAGAUAUGGGUAGGGGGGGGGGGGACACAAAACCGGGUUUUAGGUGGGGGGGUGGUGGCGCCCCCCCCCCCCCCCCGUUUUAGGGGGGCCCCCCCGGGGCCCCAAAAGAGUGGUGGUGUUUUGGGGG
Didymodactylos carnosus is the source of this 1780-nucleotide messenger RNA. Lineage: Eukaryota; Metazoa; Rotifera; Eurotatoria; Philodinida; Philodinidae. The record is from the annotation of a GenBank genome assembly.